AUGGCUUUAAGCUUUGACGACAAAAUAUUAGGCGAAAAAACGGAUUAUUAUUGUAGUAGCAGUGAAGAUGAAAAAUAUGAUUCGUGUGAUGAUGAUGAUAAUGAAUGUGGGCACUCAAAUCAAAAUCAUAAAUCUUCUUCAAAGUCCUCCACAAAAAUGCCGACUACUGGUCCCAAAGGUGUAUUAGAAGAUUGGAGAAGAUACAAACAGUUGGAAACUGAAAGGAGAGAUGAGAACGAAAAGGAAAGGCUUGCUCUGGCAAAAAAAUUAUCUACCACUUGUAGAACUAUUGCCAAAGAUCUUGAAUAUUUAGAAGAAAUAGAAGAUCAUUUAGAUGACUUUGAUGAAGAAUUUAUGAAAGAAUAUAGAGCAAAGAGGAUUGAAUCAAUGAGAAAUGCUGUUGUUAAAUGUCCUCAGUUUGGCAAAGUUGUUCAUUUGAAUAAGCAGACAUUCCUAGAAGCCAUUGAUAAAGAAGAUGCAUGUACAAUAGUUGUUGUGCAUAUUUAUAAAAAGGGUGUAACAGCUUGUGAAACGAUGAACAAAUGCAUUGAUGAGUUAUCCACCGCAUAUCCCGAUGUUAAAUUCUGCAAGAUUGAGACCUCACACAUUCAAAUGAGUCUUAAUUUUUCUUUGGCCGGGGUCCCAGCACUUUUGGUGUACAAAAAAGGUGAACUUGUAGGGAAUUUUGUUCGACUUUCAGAUGAAUUUGGGGAUGAAUUUUUUCCUAAUGAUGUUGCAAGCUUCCUAGUUGAGUUAGUAUCUCGUUACACACGCUUACGCACAUACAUACACGCACGCACGCACACACACGUGCAUUCACGCACACACUUACUCACAAAAACAGGCAUGGCUUGUUACCAGAUAACUUGUACAACAGCAGCAGAAAUCCGUGCAUUCGAGCGGGCGUUGCUAAAUACGGCAACAAUGACGACGACGAUGACAGUGACUAUGAUAUAG
Molecule: messenger RNA, 957 nt
Organism: Helobdella robusta
Lineage: Eukaryota; Metazoa; Annelida; Clitellata; Rhynchobdellida; Glossiphoniidae
Exons: 6
Coding region: 1-957 (318 amino acids)
Biological process (GO): regulation of G protein-coupled receptor signaling pathway
Source: RefSeq, a predicted model, not a curated record